UGAAAGAAUUAUUAUCAAGUUCAACAUCUAGAACGUGAUAAAAUGUAUUUGUUGCCUUUACACUAUUUCUUUAUAAUUUUCGUAUGCAUUUCUAUUGAUAAGUUAUUAAUUUGAAGUGUGAAAACUAUUUACUUUCUAUUUCGGCUUCACAUACACAAAUAUUUGCGUAACAAAACGAAACGUGCGAAUGGAUUUCGUCGGGUUAAGUGUGCGAUUGACCGAUGAAGACGUAGCUGUGGUUACCAUGUGUAAUGGUGACAAUACGUUUACUCUGGAUUACGUUCGAACUUGGAAUCAAGCACUCGAUUUCAUUGACACUCAUCCUAAAAUAGUCGGCAUUAUUACAACAGGAGAAGGCCGCUCGUUCAGCACUGGCCUCGAUGUGGAUUGGCUGAAGGCUCAGACUGCGCAAGCUCUAGAUGAAUAUCACGAAGCACUACACAAACUGUACAAACGGAUUCUCGCCAUUGGAAUAACGACUGUAGCGGCAGUUAACGGUCACGCCAUAGCGGAAGGGGCGUUCAUAGCGCUCGUUCAUGACUUCCGAUUGAUGCGCGAGGACCGCGGGUGGGUCCAAUGGCCAGAAGUUCACAUGAAACUUCCCUUCACGAAGACUAUGGUUGAUAUUUUUAAAUUAAAGGUACCUUGUGUGAUCUCACAAAGAGAAGCGCUUGUUUUCGGCAAGCGGCUUGAUGCCAAAAGAGGCGUGGCUCUGGGAAUCAUUGACAGGGCGGUACCAGCCCCCUCCCUGAUGUCAGAAGCACUGGUUACUUUGCAGAAAGCCCGGGGGAACAUGAAACUAGACCGGCACUUUUUCGGAGUGAUGAAGGAAGACUUAUAUACUAAUUAUAUUCGUAGAGAGAGUUCGGCUGCUAAGUUAUAGGCAUACACACAGCCCUCGUGCUUGUACACUUUUGUCACGAUUAAUGUACGUUUUAACGUUAAACGUUAAAUAUUUAAAGACGCCAUUUCACCGCCGUAAUGCGAAUGAAAUAGAGUGUGAAAAUAUUUCUUAAAUACACGAAAUGCAAAUAUCACCAUGUCUAUGAUAUUUUCUUCAUCUAGAUUUACACCUUACUGACGUAAUAAUAUGACGUCAAAUAUUAAAUAAUUUGCAUCUAUAAAUACUUCAUUCUGAUUUGUUACUUGUUCCAUAGUUACGGUUAAUCUGAAAAUCUAAGUUUGAUAAGAACAAUACAACCAGAUAUUAUUUCAAGCAGUUAUUAACAUUUAAUGACAAUCUGUCUUAUCAUCGUCCAUGAAGUGCUGGGAUUUCACUCCGAAGGAUUCAAGCGUCUGGUAGAGCUUGUCGCGCACUGACUGGUCAAUCGAUGACUUCCGGGCAAGAAUCCAAGCAAAUUCAAGAUGGCUGACACCCACAAUGUCAACGCAGGAGAAGACCAGUGUGUAUGUCUCGUAAUCGGUGUCCACAACCCAAUAGUCCGCGUAUGGGGCCGCUGUAUAGGAAAUACGUGCGAUUAAACUUUUUCAGCGUAGCUGUCUAACCCCGAUUUUGACAUUUAUUGACAAAUUAUCUACAGCCAAUAAAAUACGAAAAAACGAAAUACCCCGCUAGUGGAUCCGAAUGAAUAAGCACGAAGAAUAGAUUCGCAAAUCUGAGAGAAUUUCUCAAAAUCGUGGACUUUACGUAUCUCUGAUGAUUCGAGUUCAAUGAAAAAGCAGUAGUUUAUCAGAACUAUCUCUUAAAUGGCUUGCAUUUCUUUAAUGUUUUAAGGUUCGAGCUUAACACGAGAAGGCUCUUUGUUCAUUCGAUAAAUAUAUUUUCAUACAAUGAAGUUAUUUUCCAUUUUCCAUUUCUAUCUUUUCUGAAGCGAGGCAUUUUUGUAUUCGAUUUGCAAUUCUUCAUGAGAAUUUAUUGGUUGUGACUUGUGAUAUUUUGUGAUAUAAUACAAGUAUGAUAGGGCUUAGCAAGCCUUAGGCAAAGGCGAGACGUGCCGAGCCGUUUUAAACGCCAAAUCGGAUGAGUCUAAUAGCACAUGACCUCAAAAGUCAAACAGUCACCAUUCAUAUAUUAUCUAUAGAAACUGCCUAUUGUAUAAGAAAAUGCAUAGUUUUUAUAAACAUACCAAACAAGUUA
Molecule: messenger RNA, 2098 nt
Organism: Dreissena polymorpha
Lineage: Eukaryota; Metazoa; Mollusca; Bivalvia; Myida; Dreissenidae
Exons: 4
Coding region: 188-883 (231 amino acids)
Biological process (GO): fatty acid beta-oxidation
Cellular component (GO): peroxisome
Molecular function (GO): enoyl-CoA hydratase activity; delta(3)-delta(2)-enoyl-CoA isomerase activity
Source: RefSeq, a predicted model, not a curated record